GAGGUGGCCCACGGCAGCCCGCCGGCUGCGGAUGUUCUGGCUCGCGACGGAGAUCGGCAGGUGCUGGCGGGCCCCAAGGCGUUGGAGGAGAGCUCGCCCAUGCCGCUGGAGGAGAGCUCGCCCGCGCCGCCCCCCAAACGCCCGCGGUGCCAGGAGCGGGGGCUGCAAGACGAGGGGCUGCCGUCGGAACCCACGCAGCCCGAGGGGAUGGAGGCCGAGGAACGCCCGCCCACGCAGGCCGAGGAAGGCGAGGGCGAUGCUCGGGAGGGAGAGCGCCCGCUUGCGCCCCCCGCCCCCGCGGGGGCGGGCCCGGCGGAGGAGAGCCCGCCCGCGGCGCUGGAGGGUCCGCCGCCCAAGCGCCCGCGGUGCGAGGAAGCGGCGCCGCCCAAGCCUGUCGGGGGCGGCUUCCAGGAGUACUGCGUCUUGCAUCGCAAGCAGCCAAGGCAUUCCGGCUUGAGCGGCAGCGCGGUGCUCGUUCGCCUCUCGGAGGAGUGGAAGGGUCUCACGGACGCCGAGAAGGCUCCCUUCAAGGAGGCGCACGAGCAGGCGAUGCAGGCGUGGCGCUCCGCGCGCGCCGCCGAGCCGCGGACAGCCGCCGCGGCCACCGCCGAGGCGCCGCGGAGGCCCGUCGGGGGCGGCUACCAGCAGUUCGCGGCCCAGUGGAGGCGAGGCGAUCACGGCGGGGUGUCGGCGGCGGCGAAGUGGCGGGAACUCUCGGCCGAGCAGAAGGCCCCCUUCAGGGAGGAGUGCGACCGCGCCGCGCAGGUGUGGCAGGCCGCUCGCGAAGCCGAGCGCCUUGCGGCCGAUGGCGGCGCGGCUGCGCCGCGCCGCCCUGUGGGGGGCGGCUACCAGCAGUUCGCCGCCCAUUGCAGGCGAGGCGGCCACGGCCGGGAGGCGGUGGCGGCGAGGUGGCGGGAACUUUCAGCCGAGGAGAGGGCCCCCUUCAGAGAGGAGUACGACCGCGCCGUGGAGGAGUACAACGCGGCCAUGGAGUCGUGGAGGGCAGCCCCCGGCUCGGCGGCCGCCGGCGCGAGGGCGCCCCCUGCGCCCGCGGAGCCGCUUGUGGUGCCCCCUGCGCCCGCGGAGCCGCCUGUGAGGCCGCCCCCCGCGGUUCCGCUCAUCGAGCUGUACCAGGACCGCGUCCUCGCCCGGGCCAACGGGUUAAGCAUCAGGCAGCCGUUCAUCUCCAGGUUCGACCCGUCCAGGCCGCAGGGGACCGUGAAGACAGCCGAGCUCAGGAAGAAUCAGUCUCGCAAGCAGCGCGGCGACGAGGUGCUCCUGUUCGAGUGCAACACCGACUGGCGCCUGGACGGCGAGGCUGCUUGGUGUCUCCUGUUCAAGGCCAAGUUCUGCCGGAGCGAGGCCGUCCCGCGCUCCCGCAUCGACGACCCCGAGCACUACGAGGCCCACCAGGUGACCCCCACUGAGGUGGCCCACUACUUGCAGGACUUCGCGGACGACAAGGAGGCGCAUCUGUGGCACUUCUAUGACGUCACCCCCGUGUUCCCGCCCGUGCUGAGGAAGGUCGCGCCGGGUGAGCAGACGUGGGUAUUUUGCACGCCCACGCAGCUGUUGCCCCUCGGUAGGGGCACCCAGCUGAUCUGA
This is a messenger RNA of Prorocentrum cordatum, 1605 nucleotides long. Lineage: Eukaryota; Dinophyceae; Prorocentrales; Prorocentraceae. The record is from the annotation of a GenBank genome assembly.